This is a messenger RNA of Bipolaris oryzae ATCC 44560, 1017 nucleotides long. RefSeq lists its product as uncharacterized. The transcript has a single exon. NCBI's taxonomy places the organism in Eukaryota, Fungi, Ascomycota, Dothideomycetes, Pleosporales, Pleosporaceae. The record is from RefSeq and is a predicted model, not a curated record. The coding region runs from base 1 to 1017 and encodes 338 amino acids.
AUGCCAUCCCCCAAGAACACCGGUAGCGAAGUUGCGAACAAGAAGAUGAAUGGGCUGAAGGAAUAUAAGAGGACCCAGAAAGAGAAGAAAUUUGCGCAGCGCGCCACCGCCGCCGCCGAGCGGAUCAAGGCGAAGAAGAUGUCCUCUACUUCCACUAAGGUGGUUAGACUGAGUGACGCUGAGUUCACCAAGGCUACUUUGACUCCGGAAGACACACGAGACAUCGUCGCGCUGCGCAAGGCCUUGGAGCUUGCGUUGUAUGAGAAGAUAGAAACACCGCGCCAGAUGCUUAUCAGGUGCGACUUCGAGGCUUGUAUGGAUACCGAGUUCCAUGGCAACGACGCUGAGUUGGACUACAUGGUGCCAAAUGAUGUGUAUCUUGAUGACAACGGAUUUGAGACAACCAUCCGCAAAAGCGACUGCAAUACACACGACCGAUUAUUUGCACAUGAGGCAGAGCUGUCGCCUUUGGAACGGAUGGAGAUUGAGAAGAAAGUCGCCCUCUCACAUCCUGCCUCUCAAGCACACCUGUGCGAUUCUCGUUUCUUCGAACACAUACUUUCUGCCGCAUCUGCCCAGGAGAAGGCCGUUGCUGCCAAAGUGCAGGAUGCAGCCAAGUUUCCGACUGGUUCUCACCCACCCGAGUCUAUGUCUACACAGGUGCCGCAUUUGAUGGAUCCCGCCAUCAUCAGCCAUAAGAUCAAGCAACAGACACCUGCAAAGCUGGGAAUGCUUAUCACCAGUAACACCCAAACGACGAACAAGCACGCGAAGGGCACUGGUCUAAAUGACAGCCCCUCAAGCCUCACCGCAAGACUCGUUUCGACGCCAGACUCUUCACCCACCAGCACUCAUCGCUCCAGCGUGUCUUCAUCGGUUGGAUUUAAUGCUCGUGCAUAUACGCCUCCAACUCCUCAACUAACUUGUGCAACUUUAGGUUACUGGGGCCAUUGCUCUUACCCUAAGCCUAGGGAUACUGUUGACUGGAGCCUUCUGGGUUUGAAUUCGAGCAUGUGA